UACAGGAGAUCUACCUAUUUAAUCAAGAAUUCUCUCAAUAACGGUCAAAAUGCUCUCGCACAAACCAACGCUGCUUCUCUCAGGCUUCAUCACCAAGCCCAGUCUCCGCCCGAGGCCGGACCUGAGCUCCGCGGUUCCGCCACCUCGGAAGUCUACAUACGUCCGUGUUUGCUCUCGGUUCGAUGAGGUCCGGCGAUUUGACCAUCGGCCGAAUGCCGACCGAGAGUUUCCCGCGGAAACUGUGUUGCAUGCUGCCGGAAAACAUGAUCAGCUUGAAUCCGUGAUUGAAUCAGUUUCCGAAGACAAGAAGGAAUUCGAGGCCAACUACAUUCCCCUGAGUCCCCUCAGCUUCAUAGAGCGAGCCGCCGUCGUCUACGGAGACCUCCCCUCUGUAAUCGACGGUCCUCGUUCGUACACGUGGAAGGAGACACAUCAGCGAUGCCUCCGCCUUGCCUCCGCCCUCACCCAUGUGGGAAUUUCUCGCCGCGAUGUCGUUGCUGUACUCGCCCCCAACGUUCCUGCAACAUACGAACUCCACUUCGGUGUUCCAAUGGCCGGUGCAGUCCUCUGCCUUCUCAACGACUCUGCUACGAUAUCCUACCUACUGAGGCACUCAGGGGCCAAAGUCCUCUUCGUCGAUCACCAGCUACUCGAAAAGGCCCAGGGCACUCUCAAACUUCUUUCGGUGUCUAACGCACCUCCUCCUAUUCUGGUUACAAUCUCAGAACCAGGAUCACCGACUACCUCAGCAGGCAUGGACUAUGAAAAUCUCAUAGCCACCGCCGACCCACAUUUUGAAAUUAGGUGGCCUGUCGAUGAACAUGAGCCUAUAUCGAUAAAUUACACGUCGGGUACAACAUCCAAACCUAAAGGCGUUGUCUACACUCAUCGAGGAGCGUAUUUGAAUGCUAUUUCAACGUUUGUCAUGCACGAAAUAACUUCGAUGCCAGUGUACCUGUGGACUGUACCGAUGUUUCACUGCAACGGUUGGUGCCUCACCUGGGGCAUCGCAGCCCAGGGUGGGACCAACAUCUGCAUCCGAAAUGUUACAGCGAAGGGAAUCUUCGAUAGGAUUGCUCUCCACAAGGUAACACAUAUGGGCGGAGCACCGACAGUUUUAAACUCCAUUGUGAACUCGCCAGCUGGCGACCAAAAGCCGCUCCCCCAUCGAGUAGUGGUGAUGACCGGAGGCUCUUCGCCCCCGCCUCAUGUUCUUUUCAAGAUGGAAGAGCUCGGGUUUACCAUCAUCCACAUGUAUGGACUCACUGAGAUUGGUGGUCCAGCCACAGCUUGUACAUGGAAGCCAGAGUGGGAAUCUUUACCCGCGGAGGACAAGGCGAAGAUUAAGUCCAGGCAAGGGCUUCAUCAUAUCGGGAUCGAAUUGGAUGUGAAAGAUCCCAUUACGAUGAAGAGCGUUCCGUAUGAUGGUAAGACGAUGGGCGAGGUGAUGUUUAGAGGAAACACUGUGAUGGCCAGGUACUAUAAAGAUCCAGAGGCUACUGACAAAGCUCUUGCGGGUGGCUGGUUUCGGUCUGGAGACUUGGCAGUCAGACAUUCUGAUGGAUAUGUACAAGUUAAGGAUCGGUCGAAGGACAUUAUAAUUUCAGGCGGGGAGAAUAUAAGCACGGUUGAGGUGGAGGCCGUGCUUUUUGAGCAUCCGGCUGUUUUUGAGGCCGCGAGGCCUGACGAGCACUGGGGGGAGACACCGUGUGCUUUUGUGAAGCUGAAAGAGGGGUGUAAGGUGAGUAGCGAGGAGAUUGUGCAGUACUGUCGCGACUCGUUGCCGCAUUAUAUGGCGCCGAAGACUGUCGUGUUUGAGGAGAUACCGAAGACUUCGACGGGAAAAGUGCAGAAGUAUGUUUUGAGGGAGAAAGCGAAGGCUAUGGGGAGUAUUUCUAAGAUUAAUGGUGCUCUUAAGAUUUGAUUGUUUAUGACCAUGCUUUUAUUCCCUUUAACUUAGAGAGCAUCUUAGUUAUCUUUCUCUGAAGAUGAUGGUUAGAUUUGUUGCAAGUUAAUUAUCAAACUGAGAUGUAUUUUUUUCUUGUAGAAGGGGAAAGAUACAGAUUAUGGUACUAAAGAACUGUUCUACUA
Asparagus officinalis (garden asparagus) is the source of this 2091-nucleotide messenger RNA. Its product is annotated as probable acyl-activating enzyme 1, peroxisomal. Lineage: Eukaryota; Viridiplantae; Streptophyta; Magnoliopsida; Asparagales; Asparagaceae. The record is from RefSeq and is a predicted model, not a curated record.